Molecule: messenger RNA, 1767 nt
Organism: Pteronotus mesoamericanus
Lineage: Eukaryota; Metazoa; Chordata; Mammalia; Chiroptera; Mormoopidae
Gene: SOWAHA
Product: sosondowah ankyrin repeat domain family member A
Exons: 1
Coding region: 28-1767 (579 amino acids)
Molecular function (GO): protein binding
Source: RefSeq, a predicted model, not a curated record
CGCUUGCCCGCCGCGCAGACCCGGGCCAUGGCCCUCGCCGCGGCGGCGGCCGCCGCGGCCGCCGGGGUGAGCCAGGCGGCGGUGCUGGGCUUCCUGCACGAGCACGGCGGGAAGGUGCGCGACUCGGAGCUGCUGAGCCGCUUCAAGCCGCUGCUGGAUGCGGGCGACCCGCGCGGCCGCGCCGCCCGCAGGGACCGCUUCAAGCAGUUCGUCAACGACGUGGCCGUGGUGAAGGAGUUCGACGGCGUCAAGUUCGUGGUGCUGAAGAAGAAGCCGCGGCCCCGAGAGGGGCCAGAGCCCCUGCCCCCCUGCGUCGCCAGCACCGCCGAGCCACUGGCCCCGCCAUCCAAGCUCACGUCCCUCUCACGCGUGGAAACCAAUGUCUCGGGGGCCCCGUCCUGGGCCCAGCCCGUGGCCCCGUCCUUGGCCCCGGCGCAGCCGUCGGUGGAUGCACCCGAGGACCCGGCCCCGCCAUCGGAGCCCCAGGACAUCCCUGGGGCUCCGGCCUCUGAGCUCACUCAGCCGACAGGGGAGCCGUUGUUGAGCCCCUCGACCCAGCAGUCAGGGGGUCCGGUCGACCCCGGGCUUUCAGCCUUGGAGCUAGCCCGCCCCUCCGAGGGCCUCUCUGCGGACGUGGCUCCACCUUCCAGGGCACCGUCGGAGGCGGCCUUGCCCCGUGCAGAGCCGCCAGACCCGGGAUCCGGGCCUGGGGAGACCACGGGGCUGCUGCCAGCCCCCAGGCGCGCGCCUCCCCAGAAGCCCUGCAUGCUGCCGGUGCGCUGCGUCCCGGGACCCGCGGCGCUCCGGCUCCGAGCCGAAGAGCAGGGCCUGCGCCGGCAGCUGUCAGAGGAGCCGAGCCCCAGGAGCUCCCCCCCGCUGCUGCGGCGGCUCUCGGUGGAAGAGUCCGGCCUGGGCCUCGGCCUGGGCCCGGGCCGCUCCCCGCACCUGCGGCGCCUGUCGCGGGCCGGCCCGCGCCUGCUGAGCCCCGACACCGAGGAGCUGCCCGUUGCACCUCCGCCGUCUGCCGUGCCCCUGGAGCCGGCCGAGCACGAGUGGCUAGUGCGGGCGGCCAGUGGCCGCUGGACCCACCAGCUGCACGGGCUGCUGCUGCGCGACGGCGGCCUGGCCGCCAAGCGUGACUUCAUGUCUGGUUUCACUGCCCUGCAUUGGGCCGCCAAGAGCGGCGACCGCGAGAUGGCUCUGCAGCUGGUGGAGGUGGCGCGGCGUGGGGGCGCGCCAGUCAACCUGAACGCGCGCUCCCACGGCGGUUACACGCCGCUGCACCUGGCGGCUCUGCACGGCCACGAGGAUGCCGCGGUGCUGCUGGUGGGCCUGGGUGCACAGGUGCACGUGCGCGACCACAGCGGGCGGCGGGCCUACCAGUACCUGCCUCAGGGCGCCACCUACGCGCUGCGCCGUCUACUGGGCGACCCCAGCCUGCCAGGCUCUGCCGAACCCAACGCCUUCGGCGGGGGUAGUGGCAGCCUUGCGGCCCGGCGCCCAGUACAGGUGGCCGCCACCAUCCUAAGUUCCACUACCAGCGCGUUUCUGGGCGUCCUGGCCGACGACCUGAUGCUCCAGGACCUGGCUCGAGGCUUGAGGAAGUCGGGCUCGGGCUCCUUCACCAAGUUCUUGGGUGCCUCGCCCAUGGCUCCGCGUAAAAAGACGAAGAGUCGCAGUGGCGCGCCGGCCUUUUCAGAAAUCUCCCGGCGAUCCACUGCGGGCCCCUUCGCUGGGCUGAUGCCCAGCCUGCCCCCCACAGCCUGA